Molecule: messenger RNA, 6704 nt
Organism: Myiozetetes cayanensis
Lineage: Eukaryota; Metazoa; Chordata; Aves; Passeriformes; Tyrannidae
Gene: RAD54L2
Product: RAD54 like 2
Exons: 22
Coding region: 55-4023 (1322 amino acids)
Cellular component (GO): nucleus
Molecular function (GO): ATP-dependent chromatin remodeler activity; ATP binding; ATP hydrolysis activity
Source: RefSeq, a predicted model, not a curated record
CUGCCUCACGGUAGAACAUGAGCAGGUAAUGCACCAGGAGCACCACUGGGAAUCAUGUCAGACGAGUCAAUCUCAGGGAGUGAUCCGGACCUGGACCCGGACUUGGAGCAGGAGGAUAUGGAAGAGGAGGAGGAGGAAGAUGAGGAGGAGGCGAUGGAGGAGGACAACGAUGGGGAUGACGAGGAAGACUUACUUGAUGAAAGUGACCAACCCCGGGAAGGUGUGUUCAGUGGUGACCAUGCUGAGCACGCGGAGGAUGGAGAAUGGCAGCGCUCGACUUCAACUACCUCAUCUCCGAGUGAGCGGGCAGAGCAACUCUUGCAGAACCAGCACAAGAGCCUGGCCUCUGAGGACACCAAAAAGAAGAGGGCUCAGAAACCGUCUCACAUGCGGAGGAACAUAAGAAAGCUGUUGCGUGAGGACCAACUGGAAGCCGUGACAAAGGCAGCCCAGCAGGAAGAGUUGGAGAGGAGGAAACGGCUUGAGCAGCAGCGGAAGGAUUAUCCAGCCACUAUUCCAACUGUACCCCUUGAGUUUCUUCCUGAGGACAUCGUUUUCAGAACAGCAGAGGCGACCCAGCUCCCCCCUCAGGUCCUGGCUGAGGAAGUGAUCUGCCUCGACAGUACCAGCAGCGGCAGUGAAGAUGAUGCUAAAGGAAAAAAUAGCAUUAAAGAUGAAGUGAUUGAGCUGAGCUCAGGAGAGGAUGAUGCCCUCCAAAUUGUGGACAGCAGUGACUCUGGCAAUGAAGGGGAGGAGGAUGGCAGUGAAGAGAGCAGUGGCUCUCAUGUGAAUGAUGCCUUAAAUCAGUCAGAUGCUCUGGGGCAAGUCAUUGUCAACAUCAAUCAUCCACCAAAUGAAGAGGACAUUUUCCUGGCUCCCCAGCUUGCACAUGCAGUAAAACCUCAUCAGAUUGGUGGGAUCCGAUUCCUGUAUGACAACUUGGUCGAGUCCUUGGAGAGAUUUAAAACCAGCAGUGGGUUUGGGUGUAUUUUAGCACAUAGCAUGGGCCUGGGCAAGACCAUACAGGUCAUCUCUUUCUUGGAUGUACUUUUUCGGCACACGGAGGCAAAGACUGUUCUUGCCAUUGUACCUGUGAAUACGCUCCAAAACUGGUUAGCAGAGUUCAACAUGUGGCUCCCAGCACUUGAAAACCUUCCUGCUGAUUAUAACUCCAAAGAGGUCCAGCCCCGCACCUUCAAAGUCCACAUCCUGAAUGAUGAACACAAGACAACAGCUGCACGUGCAAAGGUGGUGAAUGACUGGGUGACAGAAGGUGGUGUGCUGCUGAUGGGAUACGAGAUGUAUCGUCUCCUCUCACUGAAGAAGUCCUUUGCCACUGGUAGGAAGAAGAGAACAAAGAAACAAACUGGCCCUGUCAUUAUUGACUUGGAUGAGGAAGACCGGCAGCAAGAGCUUCUGAAAGGGAUUGAGAAGGCCUUGUCUCGCCCUGGCCCAGACGUGGUUAUUUGUGACGAGGGACACCGGAUAAAGAACUGCCAUGCCAGCACUUCCCAGGCCCUGAAGAACAUCCGCUCGCGCCGGCGGGUGGUGCUGACGGGGUACCCGCUGCAGAACAACCUCAUCGAGUACUGGUGCAUGGUGGACUUCGUCCGACCCGACUUCCUGGGCUCGCGGCAGGAAUUCAGCAACAUGUUUGAGCGGCCCAUCCUGAACGGGCAGUGUAUCGACAGCACCCCGCAGGACGUGCGGCUCAUGAGGUACCGCAGCCACGUCCUGCACAGCCUGCUGGAAGGCUUCGUGCAGCGGCGAGGCCACAAUGUUCUGAAGGUUCAGCUCCCAUCUAAGGAAGAACAUGUCAUUUUGGUACGUCUGUCAAAGAUCCAGCGGGCCCUUUACACAGAGUUCAUGAACCGGUUCCGAGACGCAGGCAACAGUGGCUGGCUGGGACUGAACCCACUCAAAGCUUUCUGUGUUUGUUGCAAGAUCUGGAACCAUCCAGAUGUGUUGUAUGAAGCUCUGCAAAAGGAGAAUCUGGCAAACGAGCAGGAUUUGGAUGUGGAUGACCUUGGCACAGCAAGUACUAAUUCCCGCUGCCAGCCUCAGGGAAUUAAAGUCAAAGCAGAGAGUAAUGCUUUGGCAUCACCAGUUGGAGAAGCUACUAACAGCAAGUUCCUCCAGAGUGUUGGCUUCAACCCUUUUCAGGAGAGAGCAAAUCAGGUCGUAACUUAUGAGUGGGCCAAAGACAUCUUGUGUGAUUACCAGACGGGAGUCUUGGAGAACUCGCCCAAGAUGGUGUUACUGUUCCACCUAAUUGAGGAAAGUGUGAAGCUUGGAGACAAGAUCUUGGUCUUCAGCCAGAGCUUGUCCACCUUAUCUGUCAUUGAAGAGUUUUUGGCCAAGAGGCCGAUGCCGAGUCCUCCGGGCUCAGAUGGAGGAGUACACAACUGGGUCCGAAACAUCAGCUAUUACAGACUGGAUGGCAGCACCUCUGCCUCAGAAAGGGAACGACUGAUUAACCAGUUCAAUGAUCCCAGCAACAACUCUGUUUGGCUCUUCCUUUUGUCCACACGUGCCGGGUGUCUGGGUGUCAACCUCAUUGGAGCAAACAGAGUGGUGGUGUUUGAUGCCUCCUGGAACCCGUGCCACGACGCCCAGGCCGUGUGCCGAGUGUACCGCUACGGGCAGAAGAAGCCGUGCCACAUCUACAGACUGGUUUCUGAUUACACCCUUGAGAAGAAGAUCUAUGACCGUCAGAUCUCCAAGCAGGGCAUGUCAGAUCGGGUGGUGGAUGAUCUGAACCCAGUGCUGAACUUCACCCGACGGGAGGUGGAGAACCUGCUGCAUUUUGUGGAGGAGGAAUCUGACCCUGCUCAGCUCUCCCUCAAUCCAAGCAAGAUGAAGGAGUCUGUUCUACAAUUAGCCUGUCUCAAGUAUCCUCACCUCAUCACCAAGGAGCCUUUUCAGCAUGAGUCACUGCUGAUCGACCGGAAGGAGCACAAGCUGACCAAGGCAGAGAAGAAAGCAGCCAAGAAGAGCUAUGAGGAGGAAAAGCGAGCAUCCGUCCCCUACACCCGGCCGUCCUACGCACAGUAUUACCCAGCCAGUGACCAGAGUCUGACGAGCAUCCCUGCCUUUAGCCAGAGGAACUGGCGACCAGCCCUCAAGGGUGAGGACAAGCCCGUGGCGAGCGUCCGCCCAGUUCAGUCCACCCCCAUUCCAAUGAUGCCCCGGCAUGUCCCCAUGGGCAGUGCAGGAUCAACCUCAAGUUCCAGUGCUGCUGUCAACUUCCCCAUCAACUAUCUACAGCGAGCUGGUGUCUUUGUGCAGAAGAUUGUGACCACCACAGAUAUUGUGAUUCCGGGUACAAACACGUCCACUGAUGUACAGGCAAGAAUCAGUGCUGGUGAGAGCAUCCACAUCAUCCGAGGGACAAAAGGGACGUAUAUCCGGACCAGCGACGGUCGGAUUUUUGCUAUACGGACCACUGGGAAGCCGAAGGGCAAUGAAGACCGUCAGACAGCUGCCUCAGGCUCCCAGAGCUCCUCCCUGGAGUCCACAAGCAAUGGCAGACACAGUGCCUCAUCGCCGCAGCUCCCCAGCACGGAGGAGCUCACCCGGCCCAUAUCCCCCGACAGCCCCGAGAUCAUCAGCGAGCUGCAGCAGUACGCGGAGGCGGCGGCCGCGCGCGAGUCCCGGCACGGCUCUCCCAGCACCAACGCGGCGCAAGGCCAGGCCGCCCGCACGGACACCGCGCCCGGCGCCGCCGCCCGAGGGGCCGAGCAGCGCGUGGGGGUUCACUGCCUGGCCCCCUCCGUGUCCUCGGCCCUGCCAGCCACCAGCCAGCACGUCGAUGCCCACUCGGUGUUGGACUUACGGGGCAACAAGCGCAAGUCGACCUCGCCGUCGGCUCCGGAGGAGCAAUCCCGCAGGCAGCAGAAGAAGCGCCAGUUGCCGUCGUCCGUGCAGCCCUACGAACACGGGUACCCCGUCUCUGGAGUUGAAAACCGAGGGGUUCUGAGCAAACUGCUGGACAACUUGUCUUUGGAUGCACCAUGGAAAUAAAAAUCAAACCCCCCCACAAAAGUAACAAAGCAAAUUAACUGAUGGUGUUCAUGCAAGUUUCUCCAAAGACUUGACAGUGCUGCAUCUGUGAGUCAUGCCCUCCUGUGCUCUGUGUGUCCACCUCAUGCACAACCCUGUGACACUGAUUGUAUGACCAGCUUGCCCAGAUGUCCGUUGCAUCCCUGUGAGGCUGUCAGUUUUCCGGUGGAUUUGGGGAAUGGACCUAGGCAAGGGCUUUCCUUGUCGAGAGUAGCAAGCAUUGAGACCCUGGCGGCGCGUGUGGGAGGCUGGAAUGUAAGCAGACCCCCACCAGAGCCCUGCUGCAGCCCCAGUCCUUCCUGGUGGGGGUCAGGGUAGUGGGGCUCAUCCAAGGGACCCUCCCACAUCUUCUGAAUGGGGCCUGUGCUGGGACAAGGGGUGAAGAUUUGGCUGGGGGCUGUCAGUGUCGUGGCUCUGGUGGCUACACACCAUUUUCUCUGCUCCUUGCCUCUCCAGGAGAGCUCCCAGGGCUUCCCGAGCAGGUCCUGGCACAUCUCGAUGCUGCCACCCGGUGUCCUCCCGGGGUUCCCCAGCAUAGCCCGAGCCCUGUGGCCACAGGAGCUGGGGGUGCCUGGCACUAGGCUGCCAUGGGGUGCACACUUUGUGCCCUGUUCUGGUCAUUAACAUGGCACCAGCGUGAGGUGUGAGGGCUCUCCUGGCUCCUGCACGGCCAUGGCAGCUUGGAGACCCCUUGCCACCCUUCCAUGGUGCGCUUGCCCCUGGCAAACAUCCCCGGCUCCGGGCAGCUGCGGGAUCUUCUUGGCCCUGCCCAGCAAGCGCCCGAGUACAGCCCCAGCCCUACCUCUGCCCCACCUACCAGCCACAGGCACCCCCUUAGUGAGGGGACGGGUCCCCUGGACCCUGGCAGAGCCUUGGCUGAGAGGUGGUGGCAGAGAUGGCUGUGAUGCCCUGGCCACAGCUGGGGGUGGGCUGGGGCUGCUCCAAGGCAACCGGAGGCACCUGCUCUCCCACGGUGCCAUGGGAAGGAUUUCCUCCACCCCACAGGAGCUGGGGGCGGGGGGGAGUGGGUUAUCCAGAGUCUUUCUGAGUCGGGGGAGCUCUCUGAGUCCUAAAACUCCCCUCCCCUGGGACCCCCUCUCCCCCCCAUCUGUUCUCCCCGGAGUUUUCUCCUCUCCAGCACAUGAUUCUACUGCAGAGGGUCCUGUCUUGGUUUUCCUGAGCCUGGAACAGGGGCCUUCCCUGUAUGGGUUAAAUUUUUCUUUUGCUGAUGAAUUUCUGUCUCCAAAUGACCUGAUGGGAAGCAGCUGCCGGUUCUCAGUGGGGCUGUGGGUGACAGUGAGGACAGCAGUGCAGGACUCUCUGCUGAGGGUUUGGACAGUAAGAUUCCCGAGCACAGCCCUAAGGCCUGGGCAUUGCUGGGGGGAAUUGGGAAUGUCCAGCUGCCCUCCACGUCAGCAUCCAGCCCUUGGCCCUGCCCUGAGGUGGGGGGUUUCCACUCCUGGGAGCAGUCAGGUGAAGGCUGGGUGCCACUGCAGGACCGUGCCAUGGGCAUGGGGGUGGCUGCUCUGUGCCCUGGCCUUGGGGGGCUUUUUUCCCCCACUGCUGAUGAGGAUCUUGGGGCAUCAUAGGGAACUGCAGGGUGAGGGCAACACAGCCCAGGCUGGCCCACGUUGGGUGGAAUCUGAUGCUCAUCAUCCUCCCAGAGCACCUGGGAGGGUGAUGGGGUGGGUGCAGGUACUCGGAGAAAGCAAAUAUGCUGGAAAGCAAAGGGUGAGAUUUCCACAGGGGCUUCACUAGAAAUUACGUGUAUUUUGACUUAGUGAUGUCAGCAAAUCAUAGACUCAUAGAAUGGUUUGGGUUGGAAGGGACUGUAAAGACCAUCUCAUUCCAACCCCCUGCCAUGGGCAGGAACAUUUCCCACUAUACCAGGUUGCUCCAAGCCCCAUCCAGCCUGGCCUUAGACACUUCCAGGGAUGGGGCAUCCACAACUUCUCUGGGCAACAAAUGCAAGUGGCUGAAUGCACGAGAAUUGCUGCUGGUUUGGGGGCAGCUUCCCGGACAACAGGGACAAGUACAGCGAAUACCUUCACAGCUGGUGUUUCUCGCCACUCUGGGAUGAAUUUUGUUAAUCCAGUCUUGGAAGGACCAGGGGGGAGGGCUGGGGCGGGGUUAAAUGGGGAACGUAGUCCAGCUAGAUUACAGUGAGAUGAUGGCUCCUCGAAACUCGGAGCAGGCGCUCCCUGCGAAGGGACAACGAGGCGAGUGAGGGAGAGCAACCUCUGCCACCUCCCAGGCCACCACCACUGCCUCGGCUGCUUCGUGGUACCCAGCUUGGAGCUGGCGUCUGGCAAAUCCACGGGAGCCUGAAGGAAUCCAUCACUGAGUCUCAUUUGGGGUUUUGUGUUGGUUUGAGUUUCUUUUUUUUUUCUUUUUUACUACCGCCUUAGUUUGUGGCCUGUCUUGUUGUGGUUGGAAAGAGGAGUAUUGCUAGCAGGGUGGGUUGGUCGGUUGGCCCCACGCAUGAUCAUGUGCUUCCCUCUUCUCUCUGUCGAACGGGAUGUGCUCGCCUGAUCUCCCAGAACAGAGACUUUGAACAAUUUGUUGUUUAUAUGAUGUAUUUAUUUUUACUUGUGUUUCAUGUCAUUUUUUAAAAAAUAAUAAAUUGUAAGUUGGUAUAACUG